UCUUUCUAGUAUCGCUUUCAAAGUGGUCUCGGCACACAAAAGCCGUGAGAAAACAAAUUCGACUCUGAAAUCAGAAUCUUCAAAAAUCCGAAAAAGAUUUGCGAUGGAAGCCGAAGAGACGCUAUUAGAAGAGCUCCUAGACGUUGAGGUCGAGAUUCAAGAUGUUGAAGAACAAAUAAAGACGUUGCUUGAAAGGCAAGAGAGAUUAUAUGAGAGACAAUCUGAACUAAAGGCCCUGCUGGAAGCAUCAAAAGGGUCUUUGCACCAGGUUAAAGAGGGUACUUCAACUACCGUGGAAAAUUGGUCUGGGCCUUUUGCAUGGGAUUCUGAAGCUGAUGAUAUUAGGUUCAAUGUUUUUGGAAUAUCUACAUAUCGUGCCAAUCAGCGAGAGAUCAUCAAUGCGAUCAUGAGUGGAAGAGAUGUUAUGGUUAUUAUGGCUGCAGGUGGUGGCAAGAGCCUCUGUUAUCAGCUUCCAGCACUUCUUCGUAAUGGAAUUGCACUUGUUGUCAGUCCUUUACUUUCUUUAAUACAGGAUCAGGUGAUGGGUUUGGCUGCUUUAGGCAUUUCAGCAAAUAUGUUGACAUCAACUACUAGUAAGGAUGAGGAGAAGUUCAUUUACAAGGCUCUUGAAAAGGGGGACGGAGAUUUGAAAAUAUUGUACGUGACACCAGAGAAGAUAUCAAAGAGCAAGAGAUUUAUGUCAAAGCUUGAAAAGUGUCAUCAUGCCGGUCGUCUCUCUCUGAUUUCGAUUGAUGAGGCGCAUUGCUGCAGCCAGUGGGGUCAUGAUUUUCGACCUGACUACAAAAACCUUGGUAUCCUCAAGACCCAAUUUCCCAAAGUUCCUGUGAUUGCUCUGACUGCAACUGCUACGCAGAAGGUACAGAACGAUCUGAUGGAGAUGCUCCACAUUUCAAGAUGCGUCAAAUUUGUCAGCACAGUCAACAGGCCAAAUCUCUUUUAUAUGGUACGAGAAAAAUCUUCAGUUGGCAAGGUGGUUAUUGAUGAAAUUGCUGAAUUCAUUCAAGAAUUUUAUCCAAAUAACGAAUCUGGGAUAGUUUACUGCUUCUCUAGAAAGGAAUGCGAACAGGUUGCGAAAGAGCUGCGGGCAAGAGGAAUUUCAGCUGAAUACUAUCAUGCAGAUAUGGACGUGAACGAUCGUGAGAAAGUUCAUACCCGGUGGAGCAAGAACAAAUUGCAGGUCAUUGUCGGCACGGUGGCAUUUGGCAUGGGAAUCAAUAAACCAGAUGUCAGGUUUGUCAUCCAUCACAGCUUGAGUAAAUCAAUGGAAACAUACUACCAGGAAAGUGGUCGAGCUGGACGAGAUGGUCUCCCUUCUCAGUGCCUACUUUACUUUCGGCCUGCUGACGUUCCUAGGCAGAGUUCAAUGGUUUUCUAUGAAAAUUCAGGACUGCAGAAUCUUUAUGACAUUGUCCGGUAUUGUCAGUCUAGAAGACAAUGCCGUCGAAGUUCAAUUUUCCGACAUUUUGCUGAGCCACUACAGGACUGUAAUGGGAUGUGUGACAACUGUGCACUAUCAAGUGAGGCUACAGAAAUGGAUGCCUCUUGUUAUGCAAAGCUUAUAAUUUCUUUGCUGCAAGAUGUACAAGAGAAUGAUCAGAGAUUGACAAUGUUGCAGCUGGUCGAUAAAAUUAAAUCUAAGCACAAGGAAGUAGGUCCCGACUUAAAGAGAGAAGAAAUGGAACAACUUGUCAUACAGCUUAUCUUAGAUCGUGUUUUGAAAGAAGAAUUUCAGCAUACAGCUUAUGCCACAAAUGCGUAUGUUACGAUAGGACCGCUGGCUAGGCAAGUAUUGCAAGGGAAGAGAAAUGUCACGCUUGAGAUUUGCAGCGGACAGAAGAAAGUAGCUCGUGGGAAAUCAGUCAAACACAGUCUUGCAUUCUCCGGUUUGGAAUUAAAGCUUGACGAGUUGCGGAAGGAACUCUCUUCUAUUCAUGGAGGAAUAUUUCCCCAUUCUAUUUUGUCUACUCAACAAAUCAACAUGUUAAGUGCCCAGAAACCAAAUUCAAUGGAAGAGUUGGAGAAGAUCAUUGGAAAACUGAAGACAGAGAAGUAUGGUAGUAAAAUUCUUGAACAAAUAAGGAAAUACGCAGAUUUGAACGAGUUGAAAGAACAAGGGAGUGAAGAGAGAGCAACGAAGAGGUUAAAAACCAAAAAGGCUCUGGUUGUUAUCGAGAGUAGUGAUGAAGAAUGAAGAUUGAAGACGCUUAGUGGGAUCCUUUCUGAGCUCUUUUCUUCUCUAACCCUUUUAGGUUCUCUUUUUGUUUUUUGACAUUUUUUUGG
Molecule: messenger RNA, 2301 nt
Organism: Morus notabilis
Lineage: Eukaryota; Viridiplantae; Streptophyta; Magnoliopsida; Rosales; Moraceae
Product: mediator of RNA polymerase II transcription subunit 34
Exons: 20
Coding region: 104-2212 (702 amino acids)
Biological process (GO): double-strand break repair via homologous recombination; DNA replication
Cellular component (GO): mediator complex; cytoplasm; chromosome
Molecular function (GO): nucleic acid binding; four-way junction helicase activity; 3'-5' DNA helicase activity
Source: RefSeq, a predicted model, not a curated record